Molecule: messenger RNA, 1197 nt
Organism: Capronia epimyces CBS 606.96
Lineage: Eukaryota; Fungi; Ascomycota; Eurotiomycetes; Chaetothyriales; Herpotrichiellaceae
Product: endo-1,3(4)-beta-glucanase
Exons: 2
Coding region: 1-1197 (398 amino acids)
Biological process (GO): glucan catabolic process
Molecular function (GO): hydrolase activity, hydrolyzing O-glycosyl compounds
Source: RefSeq, a predicted model, not a curated record
AUGUCUUACCACUCGGCCUCACGCCGGCUCGUCGACCAACCCCCUCCAUACCCUUCUCCAUACUAUGCACGAGGCGACGGGCUCCCGAAUCCUCCCAAGUAUGUUGAAAUGCACACCUCUCCGGCCUCCGACCUCCCGAACAGACCAUUGUCGAAGCGGAAUCCUAAAACUUGGUCGCGGAAAUGCUGGAUCAUUCUAGCCAUCACGUUGAUCGUGAUUGCCAUAAUUGUGAUUGUUGUUGCCGUGGUUGUUAGUCGCAAGAAUCGAUAUCCGGACUACUCUUCCCUGACCUAUGCGCUUGUCGCAACAUAUUCUGGUACAGGCUUUUUCGAUAAUUUCGACUACUUUACAGGAUACGAUCCUGCCGCGGGAUUUGUGCAUUAUGUCGAUGCAGCAGGUUCUGUUGAUCUUAAUCUGACGUAUGCAACGUCGACCUCUGCUGUCUUGCGCGUCGAUCUUUCUGAUACGGACACGACUACUGGUCGCAAAUCUGCAAGAAUCACGUCCAAGGCCACCUACAACGACGGGCUUUUCAUCUUCGAUGUCUUGCACUCUCCCUAUGGCUGCUCCACCUGGCCAGCGUUGUGGCUAUCCGAUCCAUCAAACUGGCCGACCAAUGGUGAAAUCGACGUCAUGGAGGCUACCAACCUCGCUCCGGACGGGAAUCAAGUAACCCUCCACACAACCAAGCACUGCAGUAUGGGGGUCAAACGCAAGGAGACCGGCAAGGUUCUGAAGACCAAUUGUCUAAAUUCCACCGACGGUGACAGUGGAUGUGGUGUCCAAGGCACGACCGCCACAUUUGGAGAAGAAUUCAACAAUAACGGCGGUGGCGUCUAUGCCAUGGAACUUCGCGACGCUGGCAUUCGCGUCUGGUUCUUUGACCGAGACAACAUCCCUGACGAUAUCACUACCUCUACCUCUAAUUCGACCGACGUCAUCCCUGACCCUUCGACGUGGUCUGAGGCCCUGGCAGAUUUCCCAAACACCAACUGCAACAUUGGGGACCAUUUUCGCAACCAAAGCAUCAUUGUCGAUAUAGACCUAUGUGGCCAGUGGGCUGGACAAUCGCAGUAUUUCAACACUCAGUCUGGCUGUUCCGGCACGUGCGUCGACUAUGUGAGCAACCAGCCGGGAAGUGCGUACCAAAAUGCCUAUUGGGAAUUCGGAAGCUUCAGAGUCUACCAAGCCGCUUAA